Caenorhabditis elegans is the source of this 1339-nucleotide messenger RNA. It is a transcript of the gene Y41D4B.24, whose product is annotated as G-protein coupled receptors family 1 profile domain-containing protein. Lineage: Eukaryota; Metazoa; Nematoda; Chromadorea; Rhabditida; Rhabditidae. Gene Ontology annotation, cellular component: membrane. Bases 8 to 1234 code for a protein of 408 amino acids. Gene Ontology annotation, biological process: signal transduction; G protein-coupled receptor signaling pathway. The record is from RefSeq and is marked reviewed. The transcript is spliced from 9 exons. Gene Ontology annotation, molecular function: G protein-coupled receptor activity.
GUUUCAGAUGGAUUUACCCCUCAACUCCACAAUACCGUCCACUUCGGGAAAUGAGACAGAAAUUGAAGAUGACUGUAUCUAUGAAGUCAUGCAACCCCAUAUGCUUGUCAUGAGAUUCUGGAUGGUUUCGAUAUUCGGCUCGACUAUUUCAUUUAUUUCAAUGAUUGAGAAUAUUUUCCUGUUUUGGUUAUUUGUCACAAGCCGCCGCCACCGCCGUGAAAACCUAUUCAUGAUGCUACUUGCCUUUUUUGAUAUUUUCGUCUCAAUGGCCUAUAUAAUGCUAAUGUCGGUUAAUGUAUUAUCCGAUGUUCUAAUGUCACCAAUAUUGGUCAAUAUUUGGUACACCUAUAUGAUCCCCAUAUUGACAGUAUCCCAUAUUGCGAUGACGUCAUCCUCCUUUCUUAUUGUUGCGGCCUCGUUUGAACGUUACUGUGCCACGCUAAACUCUCCGUAUCUUAGAUUUGCACAGAAAAAUCGAUCAUUCAUUGCGCUAUGUGCAGUAUUUCUUGGAGUUGUGAGCAAAGGGACCAUUUCCAUUGAGUUUGAGCUCGUGCACCAUGAGCAAUGUGAGGGUCAAAUGAUGGCAACCACCAUGAAAUUCCGCCCGUUCGUACUGGAAACUCAAUACCAUUACCUUUUCCGUUUCUGGUACCGGAACUUUGUGACAGUCUUUGCCCCAUUCUUUAUCCUUCUCUACCUGAACGUCCGAAUUGUGAAAGCACUGACGACCUACACAACUGCCACAGUAUGCCUUGUCACUAAUGGGAAUACUGAGGAUUUGCAGAAGAGAAAGGCAAGUGCCCGUGCUGCUACUAGGACACUGGUGAUGGUUGGAUGUUGUUAUCUUGUGUCGAAUAUUAUCAAUGUGACACUGACAUCGCUGGAGCAGACUAAUAAUGAGCUUGUCGUGGACUAUCCAGACCUAUACAUCGUACUAAUCGAUUUGGUAUCCCUGCUCACAACAAUGGCUUGCGCCGCCCGCCUUCCAAUUUACCUGUACUGUCAGCCAGUUCUUCGCCGUGAAAUUCUGUGUCGUUUCAAACGACUCUGUGUUCCAUGUAACCCGAGAGCAGACGAAAAAUACGUGGAACGUCUGAAAUCCGUGGAAACCGACACGAGCUUUUUGAGUAGAGGAGAUGCAAAUCAUUCUGAAACAAUGCCGAUUGCCACAAUUUCGGAGCCUCGGAAUAAGCACAAAUGCUCCUUAAAUUCUCCUUACGAGACUCUUUUGUGAUAGUUUUUUGGAAUUUUUGUUCAUUUUUUCGGUAUUUUUUGGUUGGUACUUCUCAAACAGGGUGUGUUUUAAUAAUAAUAAUAAUAAUAAAAUUAUUUCUAUAAA